CUUUGAUUGAGAAAAAAAUGUGCAGAUGAAACAAGGGGGAAAGAAAAUUCUUUCUUGGGAGCCAAUCUAUUUUCUGUAAAUUCUCUGCUCCCUCCCUUUCCUUCUUCAUCUCGCAGAAUUUCCAUCUCCAAAUCCAGAUAAAAUUCUCCAGCCUUUUCUCGACUCUUGGUUUGAAUUCCUUCAGAUAAUUCUGAAGCUCGACUAUGGUGUAGUUUGAAUGCAAUGCGGUUCAUCCAUGAUCUUACAUGUUGUUGUUGUCUUCUCUCUCUCUAUAUUUUGAAUCUUGAAAACGGUCGAGCUUUCUGAAUUAUUUCUUAUUAUUGUUGUCCCUCUACAAUCAUCCAAUUCGAUUGUAGAUUCUAGGGUUUUUUGCCGAAUUGUUGGGUCAAAUACCAAAAAGGAAAAAAAAUUAUGUUAAAUUAGUGAUUUUCUCCUUCAGAGACAAGUUUAUUACAAAAUCAUAGAGAUGCCUUGCAAAAUUUAAAGCAAUUCUGGUAUAUUUCCUCAAUUUUGGGAAGAAGGCCUAUGAACUAGAGUUUUGAUAAGCGAUGGAUCAUCUUGUCGGUGGAAAAUUCAAACUCGGCCGCAAGAUCGGCAGUGGAUCUUUUGGGGAGCUAUACAUUGCUGUCAAUGUCCAGACGGGAGAUGAAGUUGGUGUGAAGCUGGAGCCUGUGAAGACCAGACACCCUCAGCUACACUAUGAGUCUAAAAUUUACAUGAUUCUCCAAGGGGGAACUGGAAUUCCCGAGCUCAAGUGGUUUGGUGUUGAGGGUGACUAUAAUGUCAUGGUCAUAGACCUUUUGGGGCCAAGCCUAGAAGACUUGUUCAACUACUGUAACCGAAAAUUUUCUUUAAAGACGGUUCUUAUGCUUGCAGAUCAGUUGAUUAAUAGAAUUGAGUAUAUGCACUCAAGGGGUUUCCUCCACCGUGAUAUAAAGCCUGACAACUUUCUAAUGGGGUUAGGACGCAAAGCUAAUCAGGUGUAUGUUAUCGACUAUGGGCUAGCAAAGAAAGAGAACAAGAAUCUUACAGGAACAGCUAGAUAUGCUAGUGUUAAUACUCAUCUUGGAGUUGAACAAAGCAGAAGAGAUGAUUUGGAAUCCCUUGGAUAUGUACUCAUGUAUUUCUUAAGGGGAAGCCUUCCAUGGCAGGGUCUGAAGGCUGGAACGAAAAAGCAGAAGUAUGAUAAAAUUAGUGAAAAGAAGAUGUUGACACCAAUUGAGGUUCUUUGCAAGUCAUAUCCGUCAGAGUUCACAUCAUACUUUCAUUAUUGUAGAUCCUUAAGGUUCGAAGAUAAGCCUGAUUAUGCGUAUUUGAAAAGGCUGUUCCGUGACCUUUUUGUUCGCGAAGGCUAUCAGUUUGACUACAUAUUUGAUUGGACCAUAUUGAAGUAUCCGCAAAUAGGCUCCAGUUCUAGAAGUCGGGUCAGUGAUUCAUGCAGUCUUGCAGAGUCCUUAUUUGGAUCUUCUAAUGUUGAAUCAUUUUAUGUUCUUAAUUUAAUCAUCGUUUUUCCCACCAGACUAGUGGCACAACAGGGCCAAAACCACAAGCAACAGGUGAAAAACCAGAAAAGGCAUCAGGUGUGUUCCUUCCCACGAUGGGAAGGGACUCGUGAAAGGCCAAUGUCAGGAGGUGUAGAUGCUUUAGCAGGUAGAAAGAGUGCUUCUGGUAUAGGGCAUCGUGAGCGCUCAAAGCACAGGCAAGCCGAGGAUGGAUCAUCCUCCAAGGACAAUCGAUCAGACGUUGAGAAAAGCCGACCAUCUUCCUCACGGAAUAUGUCAAAGAAAGCAGUUGCAUCCUCCAGUAGAUUGAGCUCAUCAAACGUAGGGAGUGAAAGUCGAUCAAGCUGGCUCUUCUCCAACAGCAGUCGCCUCUCAACUACUCAAAGAAUCCACUCUGGUUCUGAUACAAAAGCCCCAUUAGCAUCUCACCACCAAGGUGGCAGCACUCCCCGAGAAUCAACUCGCACUGAACAUCAGCUUCGUAGCUUCGAUAACCUUGUCAUUGAUGCAGACAGGAGGAGGCAAUGAAACCAAUCCAAGGGAACUCGUUUUUACCCUUCCCUGGUACUAGAAUUCACUACUGACGAAUUCUCCUCCCUCCUCUCUCCUCCUUCUACUCCUAUCUCACCUCUUUACUCAUCCACUUAUUUCUGGAAUACGAAAAAACCAAAAAUCAAAAAAGAAGAAAAUAAAAAAGGAAGAAAGAAAAAGAUAACCAAAGAAGAGAAAGCAAGAUUGGGAAUGAGCUUUCUAAGAAAGCCAUGAAUUGAGUAUGUGUUGGAGGUUGUGUUUGCAGGUGUUGUUAUGCUCUAAUAUAGAUGUAAAGUUUUUGAAAGAACAAUUGUAGCAUGUUGGUGUAAAAAAAUAUUAAUGGAGAUCCUGCCAUGCCCAACAUCCUUCCUAUGUUAUUGCUCUAUAAUAUUCUUUUCCUUUACAUGGAUGGACCAUCAAGCUAAUUAUAGUCAUUUGUACUAAACCAAUUAGUUCUUAUUAUGGAUCGAGCAACCACCCUGUUACUUUUUCUCAGCGAUUAAUUUAGUUUUUACCUCAAUACUCUCUGCUGUAAUUCUAUUCAAACAAAAAAUGGCAUGUG
Molecule: messenger RNA, 2595 nt
Organism: Linum tenue
Lineage: Eukaryota; Viridiplantae; Streptophyta; Magnoliopsida; Malpighiales; Linaceae
Source: the annotation of a GenBank genome assembly